UGUUGGAUGUCGCGUAAGGCGGGAUUUUCCUAUUGGGUGCUGUAACAUGAUUCCAAGCUUAUUGCUCUUCAUAUGUUACGCUUUUGGUGUUAGUGCUAUUUAUGAGGACCAAGUUAAUGUUUUUGAUUGGCUUCAGAAGUACACCGGGAAAGUGCGGUACUCAAAAAUAAGAUUUGAUGGAUACACGCCGAAAAGCUAUUACAUCGGUUCUGAGCUUAAUGUAAUAAGUUCUGUCAGUUUAAAGGACGGAUCACUCGCUUGGCGACAGGUUUUGGAAGAGGGUGGCACAUUGAUUGCAUUUGAGUUAUGUGACAAUAGGUUGUUCUCGAUUUCCUCUAAGGAUGGAACAAAGCUACGCGCAUGGGACGCAAAAUCUGGCAGCAUCUUUUGGGAGGCUUCACUGGAUUCUUCUGAGUCACAUAGUGGGAAUAUUUGGUGUGGUGGAUCCAGAGAUGUUCUGGUUGUGGUAUAUGAUGGUGGGGUUGAUGUUUAUCGUCCUCGAACUGGUGAAAAGUUAUCAUCUGAAAGAAACAAGAAUACGGAUGUUGCUGGUCGAACAAAUAUAUUAUCUGAAAAAUUGGAUUCUAAUCAUUUAGUCUCAAUAGUUGAGGAUUACUUUCAUAAAGACGUACGUCAUAGUAGUGGAGCUGCAGCGUUGUCCUAUAUUGUUAUCAAAACAUACACACUUCCAAGUUCUGGAUCUCAGUUAAUUCCUAUGAAUUCUAAGAAUUACACGAUACAUUCACCAACUUAUACUCAAGACUCGUGCAACAUAGUCAAAUUGUAUCAAGGAUUUGAUAAUAAAAACAAAAAUAACAAUCCGGCUGAAGCCGUUCUUGUCUGUUUAGCUUCUGAGGGUGGCAGUAGCAGAAAUUGGCUUAGAUUUUCAUCCAUGUCAUCAUCAUCUUUAAAUUGGAAUGUUAUCGCAAUAAACAACGUGUCACCACGUAUGAUUAUGUUAACAGAUGAAUAUUUUCUGUUGACCUCUUCUUCACUGGGAUCUACUGGUGGAGCCGUAUAUUAUAUAAAUUCCUCUGGUACUCCAGUCGCAAAAUAUUCAGUCGAUAAUGCUAUGAUAGGAUGUUUGGGAACUUUGAGUAAUCGGUCAUAUUUAUUCAUACUACAUCAUUAUCCAGAUCAGGAUUUCAAAAAUCUGGCGCUUAGUGUUUAUGACUUAGAAUCUGGAGAGUUGUUUAAAGAGCUAGCACCUCGUCAUUUCACACUGGCUGGUCAUCAUGGUGCAAUUGAGUCGAUGUCUAUCAUCAUGUUUACUGAUGCUUCUGGAGCUCCAAGUUUCCGUUUACUGCUGUACACAGAAGACAAUGCCGUUCAACUAAUCAGACAAAAUGGUAAACAACAGUGGAUUCGUGAAGAAGCAUUAGCCAAUAUAGUUGCUGUAGAAGUAGUCGAUUUACCUGUUUCAGAAUUUCAAGCCAAAAUUGAAGAAGAAUUCGGUCAUGCUAGUAAUAACAUAUUGGAAAUGUUUGUUCGUCGGUUGAGAACACAAAUUUCGCAGUUAGCUGUAUGGAUGAAACAUUGGCUUUCUCAUAUGCCUCAACUGUUCAUGACUCUACUAUCUUCACCUAACUUGUCAGCUUCUCUUUUCAAACACUCACCUGAUAAUAUACGUAGUCGUAAACUAUCGUCACAGCAGUACUCAUCAAAUGAUUUCAUGUCAAAUAGCUAUUCAAACAGCCUACCUCCUAGAUGGCAGUUUUCAUCAGAUGAUACGAUAUCAACUAGUAAUUACACUGAUAGUGGCAUUAAUAAUGAACACAAUGAUAAAACAAAUCCUCAGAAAUUAACCUCAAUAAAUCCUAAAAUAACAUGGGAUGAAAUGCUUACCCGUGAUAAUUUUAAUGUACACAAAAUGUUGGUUGUAGCAACAUCAGUCGGUAAACUUUUUGGAUUAGAAAGUGACCGUGGUCGCGUUGUUUGGGAUUAUUUUGUACCAUCUACGGCUCUUUUAGCCAAUGGAAAACUUGCUCUUUUUCAGCAGCGUAAUUUGGCUCACUUUCCUCUACCUCCUGUCAUGACUCUGCUGCUUAGAUCGAAGACGACAAAUCGCCCAGUUAUUUUCUCAUUUAAUCCAAUAACUGGUGUUCCUUCACGGGAAGCGGGCAUGAACAUGUAUUCCAUGAAGUCGGAUAUUAUACAAGCUGUUUUGCAUCCUGGUCCCAUAAGCGAACGGUGCGAAUUCAUUAGACCUUUGUUGUUAGUGAAAACUGAUUUAAAUGUCGAAGUGUUUCCAACCAACUGUGUUCCUGCAAUUGCCUCAUCCGAUUCAACACCUUUAUAUAUUUACACUGUUGAAAGUGAAAAAGCUCGUCUUUCUGGUUAUCGUGUACUUCCACAGUCGUCAAGCGAUAACUCACUCAGAGCCACAUGUGUCUGGCGAAUGCUGUUGAGCUCAGAUUCGAGUCCAGAUAACAAGCAUGUUAUUGUCGCUGCAGCUUCUCGACCAUCUUCUGAACAUAUUUAUUCAGUUGGACGAGUCUUGGGUGAUCGAAGUGUUCUGUACAAGUAUUUGAACCCAAACUUGAUUGCAGUUCUUACUACUGGUGGACAUAUUGGCAAUCAAACAAAUACUGUAAUGCUUUACCUAAUUGAUGUAGUUGCUGGCAGGAUAUUGCACAGUGCUGUACAUCGUCGAUGCUCUGAGCCUAUCAGUUUGGUGCAUUCAGAGAACUGGGUUAUUUAUACUUACUACAACCACAAAUCACUACGUAACGAAGUGACAGUAAUAGAACUAUAUGAGCCAACAAAACUAUCUGGGGAAUUAUGUGCCAGCCAUUCAAUUCCAAGUCCUGGGCAAUUAUUCCUCAGUAAUCUUAUCCCCUCAUGGUUAUCUAAUCCUAGUUCACGAGCAUCAGUUUCAAAAACCACUUCUGAUUCAUCUGGUUCGCGUUUCUCAUCCUUAUUUCGUGCUAGUGAUGUCGAUGGAUUCUGUGGUUCAACAGGCGAAAAUUCUUUAGUCCCCCAAGUUUUCCAACAAUCCUAUAUACUUAAUACUCCACCACGUAGUGGUGCAGUAGCGGUUUCUAUUACUGACAGAGGGAUAACUUCUAAGAAUAUAAUAUUCGCUUUACAAAAAAACAGUCUCAUCGAGCUACCAAAGUCGUUCUUCGAUCCGCGUCGUAGUCUGGAUAUUACUCCUGAAUUAAUGUAAGCUUAUUUUCAAACAGAUAAUUCUGUUUGGUAGUGUUUAUAAGUAUUAUGAUUAGGUGUACAAAGUUCAUUGGAAAGGUGAAACAUUAAUGAUACACAUUUGGCUUACUAAACACAUAUGAUAUAUAUAACCGAUGCUCACAACCAUCGUCAUUCAAUCAUUAUACAGUGAAUCAAAGCUCUCGACGUUUUUCAGAUUCUUUCAGUUAUGCUGACAUUUACAUCGCUGUGAUAUAAAUCUAUAUAACCGUGUUUCAUGCCUCUACAUCUAAAAGCUGACUAAAUAACUAAUAAAAUCAACGUAGAACCUUGCACACAAGUGCAUCGGCUCAAGUUGUCACAUUUCACAACAGUACACAGAACAGGUGAAUAGAAUAAGAGUGAUAUCAACGUAGACAGUUGUGUGAAAGAACAAACAAUCUGAAGAUAAAGGGAAGAAGGUGUUCAUCCGUAUGCGCCUGUACUUCCACUCUCUGAUCAAGCUAUGAUUUCAUAUAAUCAAUCGGUAAUGCGGAUUCGAGCUAUACGUACAGCGCCUACAGGUCUUGAAUCCACUGGAUUAGUAUUUGCAUAUGGACUUGAUGUAUUUUUCACUCGAAUAUCUCCAUCACAAACAUACGAUUUACUCAAAGAAGACUUUGAUUACACUGCAAUAGCAACUGUUACGUUGGGUAUGAUAGUUGCUUCGAUUAUCUCGUAUCGUCUCGCUAACAGACGCUUAGUAUUUAGAGCAUGGGCCUAAAAUUGUUUUCUACUUCUAUGCGGGUUUUUUUUUCCUUCUCUACUGUUUAUGAAAUAGCUAGUGCAUUCUUGUAACUUGUCUUACCUUUGUUCCCCUUAUUUGUACUCGUUUUUUUAUUGCAUAAUUCUGUACAUGUAUAAAUAUGCAUCUGCAUUCAUAUUUAUAUUUCGGUUUUAUUCCAGUGAUAUAUUUUGAUACUGUACUCAUCUGAGCGUUGUUUUUUUUUAAUCAUUAUAUACUGAAAUUAUUCAGAAUUCUCAUUCCAAUUCGAAAGCCAUUUUAGUGAUGAAGAAUAUUCUUUUCGAUAAAUUCUUCUUUGGCUUCAUCCAGUUAUAUUUACAUAUUGAAGAAUUAUACAUCAACAAUAUUGAGAUUUUGAUGAUCAGUUUGUUAAUGAUAUCAAAGAGUUUAAGAAGACAAUUCAGAUAGGUCCUGGGUAAAUUUUUAUGACAGAAUCAGUUGUUAUCAGGACUCGAUGCAAAAUAAUUGAUUAUUUAAACGAGUAUACAGCUUGUGUAACACCAUGGUGUGAUAGUUUAAUAAAACAAUAGUAAGACGUUUAUGAGAGCUGGAUGAAAUAAAGUAAGAAAGAUAGUUUGAGGAAUAAUAGUUUGAUAGAAUGUUACUCACGUUGAAGGACAAAAUAGAUCAAGCGAAUUUAAAGGUGACGUUCUCAGCGAGAUAUUAAUUCGCAAACGACUCAGAUCAAUUUCAAAGCUAGUAAACUACAAAGUUCGUUUUCCACACUCCCAAUGGUGACACUGAGACUGAAAGGUGAUUUUCUAAUACUGGCCACUUCCAGCUCCACUGCUCCUGUAGAGCCAGUUACAUUGCCCCCUGUCCAAUGAAUUUAAUUUCCGUGCUCGCUAACACCUUCCAGUGUGGUUAAGACCAUUACCAGCUCCAUAUUAGCAUAUUUAGUUGGAACGAACCAUAGGGUGGAUAUGAAUGAGUCGUUGUCCACUCCGUACUGUGUUCCCAUCAACCUUCCAAAAGGUAAACGGCUGAGGAUCCUUCAAACUGCAGAAGCCGUAGCAAUCAGGAUCAAACAACCUGAGGUAUGUGUUCAAAAGAAGCACUUGUUGGCGCUACAACUACUGUGGGCCAGUUUGAAACUCAAAAAUUCAUUACCAUCCUACCCCUGAUAAUCUAGUUCCAUACGGUAGAUACCCCUUCAUCUCUAUAGUCUGAAAUAAUUUUUAAAAAUCCUCCCAACCUACGUUGUAUCUCAAAAUGAGUAGCAUCCUAUCAACCUAUUAUUCCUUCUAUUAUCUUAAUUUAUUUCAUAAGCACCUUCCAACCGUUUUACUAAGCUAUCACUUGUUAGCAUUACCUACGCAGUAUAAUCGUUUAGAUAAUGAAUUAAUUUGCAUUGAAUCCCAGUAAUGAUUGAUUUUAUCAUUAGUGUUGAUAACAAUACGUUUCUAAAUUGACUUCCUCAGCUGUAUAAUGUUAACGAACUGAUAAGCAAGAUCAAAAUAUUGUUAACGCCUAAUUUCUCAAUAUGAACAUACAACUGAAGAAGUUAUCGAAAAGAAUAUUUAUGAAAAUGUUUGAAUAGACAAGUGAUGUAAAAUUGACGUAGUGGUGUUAUAACCUUCACAAAAUUGUAUCACAUGUGAUCAAAAAAAUAAUAAAUCAGUAAAGUAAGUG
Molecule: messenger RNA, 5563 nt
Organism: Heterobilharzia americana
Lineage: Eukaryota; Metazoa; Platyhelminthes; Trematoda; Strigeidida; Schistosomatidae
Source: the annotation of a GenBank genome assembly